GGACGCGUCGUUUCAGCUGGCAUGAUGUGCCUUUUCAACCUCAUCUAGAAGGCUGGCAGACUUGACAGAAGAAGGAAGAACAAGAACUUUCAUGGAAGAUUUGUGGAAGCGUUAACACUUUAUAUUUCCGUCUCCGCACUGCAGAAGCAGUACUUCUCGAUGGGGAACGAAAAGAAGCACACGCAUUUUGAUUGCCUUCUUUUUGAUCUGGAUGAUACUUUGUAUCCUUUCAGCCUCGGUAUCGCAGAAGCAUGCAGGCAAAAUAUCGAAGAAUACAUGGUGGAUAAACUUGGCAUUGAUAAGAGUAUUGCAACUGAUUUGGGCCAGACUUUGUACAGAUGCCAUGGAACUACAAUGGCUGGACUAAGGGCAACAGGCUAUAACUUUGAUUACGAUGACUUUCACAAUUACGUACACGGCAGGCUACCUUAUGAUCUUUUGAAGCCAAAUCCCGAGUUACGAGAGAUGCUUCUGAGCAUGCCGCAACGCAAAUAUGUCUUCACUAACGCGGACAAGAAUCAUGCGUCUAAAGCUCUACACCGAAUGGGCUUAGAAGACUGUUUUGACACCGUCAUAUGUUUUGAAACAAUCAUGGGUCACGAGGGGACGGAUAUGAUAAAGAAAGCAACAGGCAAAGAUAAGCGCGUUGGGAGGCAGAGCUUGAAAAUGGUCGAAAGCUCGACCAGCGUGGCUGUGGUCUGUAAACCCGAAGCAAACAACACGGUGGCCGCGAUUAUCUGCAAGCCAUCGCCAGAGGCUAUGAAACGAGCUGUUGAGAUCAUCAACGUGGACGCUAAACGAGCUCUAUUCUUUGAUGAUUCCCCGCGAAACAUUGCAGCAGGAAAAGCUGUGGGUCUUCAUACUGUGCUGGUAAGAAAACUUCUUUCCUUUCAUUCUGGCUCGAGAUAUCUGGCUCUCGACUUAUCUCGAGCGUUACCUCAGGUUGGCAAUGUCACCAAGUGUGAAGGAGCAGACUACGCCAUUGCGAACAUCGUUGACGCAAGGAAAGAGGUUCCAAUCAUCUGGGACUGACUCGCCCUGCUAUGAAUUCACAGUCUCGAGACUCACAGGAAAACUGUUACAAACUGCAACAGCGUCCCUGUCACGGUCUUAUUUCGUCCAAGGACAAACCAUAGGGGUCUUACAGAUUUCUGGGAUAGCUCAUCCAGUCUCCACCAUGGACAGGCAUAGAACGAUCCACCUGGGGGCAGUGAUAGACAAACGCAGCUACUCGCUUUCCAGCUUCCGUCACGACUUCCACAACAUCACGGUCGAAUCCUUGGUGCUCCUCGGAGCUGUCACAGUGGUGGAGCAAGCUAGAGAGAUCACUGGGGUCGCUAGCAGACACUACGUAUCCUUUGACGGCAUUUCCAGGCUCGUCCAGGCUUACCGCAGCUUGCCUGAUGGAAGAGGCUCCUCUUCCUCGUGAAUUGACACAGAACAAUCGACCGCCGAGGAGCCAGGCCGCCUCGCCGCGGCUGCUGCUGCCUAGUCGGAGGCGUUGCGGGCCUCCGGCAUCGGGGCGGAGGUUGCCGUAGACGAAAACGUGCUGGACCUCCUCGUCCGCCAUAGCUAAAACUUGUGGCUAUAGACAAAACCACUUUAUACGCACAAGACUGUUAUUAUAUUUUUUGAAGGGGAGAAGAUGCUUAACAUACUUAA
Selaginella moellendorffii is the source of this 1662-nucleotide messenger RNA. RefSeq lists its product as uncharacterized. The record is from RefSeq and is a predicted model, not a curated record. Lineage: Eukaryota; Viridiplantae; Streptophyta; Lycopodiopsida; Selaginellales; Selaginellaceae. The transcript has 7 exons. Bases 160 to 1032 code for a protein of 290 amino acids.